AUGUCGCGAAUUCCCCCAUCGCAUUUUCGCCCCGUCGAUCCGGGACAGGAUCGAUUUGUCUAUUCUGACAGCUCAGUUUUGCAUGGCUGCCGUCCUAUUAUCAGAACCAGAGCACAGCUAAGCCUCGAGGAAAAUCUACAGGGCUCGAAUCAUCCACAUCCUCCAAGCGCCCAGGCGCAGUCGCAAGCGCAGGCUAGGUCUGGGCAAGUAUCCAGUAACAAGUUUCGUGAUACGAAGCCGCGGUUAUUGCUGAUGGGGCUACGUCGGAGCGGUAAAUCUUCUAUCUCGAGCGUCGUCUUUCAUAAAAUGCCCCCGACGGAAACGCUAUUCCUCGAAUCGACAACUCGCAUCCAAAAGGAUUCGAUCCACUCCUUCAUGGACUUCCAGGUUUGGGAUUUCCCUGGCCAGUUGGAAUAUCUCGAGCCAUCCUUCGACCUGGAAGAUAUUUUCGGCAAUCUGGGCGCAUUGGUAUGGGUCAUUGAUGCCCAAGAUGACUACCUGGAAGCCGUCUCAAGGCUAAACCGAACCAUCCUCCUCGUACAACAAUACUACCCUCACAUCAACAUCGAAGUCUUUAUUCACAAAGUAGACGGCCUAUCCGAGGAAUACCGUGCCGACACGUUCCACGACAUCGUCCAGCUCAUUUCAGAUGAGCUCAGCGACGCCGGCUACGAGAAUGCGGCCGUGCACUACUACCUCACGUCGAUAUACGACUACUCCGUCUUCGAAGCCUUCAGCAAAGUGAUUCAGAAACUCAUCCCGCAGCUCUCCACCCUCGAAAACCUCAUCAACAUCCUCGCCAACAACUCCGGCAUGGAGAAGACGUACCUCUUCGACGUGCUGAGCAAGAUCUACAUCGCAUCCGACACAAGGCCCGUAGACAUGGCCUGUUACGAAAUGUGCUCGGACUACAUCGACGUCAUCGUCGAUGUGAGCGAGUUGUAUUCGUGGGACCACCCCGAGCGCAAACCCAAGGGCACGCAGAUCCCUGAGGCGGAAAGUCAUGUCGUCUUGCAUGACAAAAGUAUGAUCCAUCUCAUGGAGAUGAAUAAGUAUGGUGCCCAUUUUCUGUACCUAUGUCUCGUCUCCGUGAUUAAAAACGCAGACGCCAAGGAUAAAAAGGGCCUCAUCGACAUGAACUGCCGCACCUUCCAGGCGGCGCUGAAUGAAGUCUUUUCGAGGAAUUGGGAGCAGGAGUUGUGA
Messenger RNA from Blastomyces dermatitidis ER-3, 1203 nucleotides. Its product is annotated as small monomeric GTPase. Gene Ontology annotation, biological process: regulation of autophagy; cellular response to starvation; positive regulation of TOR signaling. Lineage: Eukaryota; Fungi; Ascomycota; Eurotiomycetes; Onygenales; Ajellomycetaceae. The record is from RefSeq and is a predicted model, not a curated record. Bases 1 to 1203 code for a protein of 400 amino acids. Gene Ontology annotation, molecular function: GTP binding; GTPase activity. The transcript is spliced from 4 exons. Gene Ontology annotation, cellular component: fungal-type vacuole membrane; nucleus; Gtr1-Gtr2 GTPase complex.